GAGAGAGAGAGAGAGAGAGAGAGAUGGUUUGGAGAGACCUGGUGAGAGAGAGACACCGCGCGCGCCCUGAUUGGUCUCUCUUGGUCUCAACCUGUCUGUUUUCUCGGUAGUAGGGCUUUACAGUAUCUCUCUCUCUCUCUCUCUCUCUCUCUCUCUCUCUCUCUCUCUCUCUCUCUCGUCCAUCCAUCAGUUCGGUUCAGUUUAGUGUCUGCAGCUCCAUGUUCGAGUGCCUAAAUAAAUAAAAAGUAGGCUACAAAACGCACUUCACCCCAGACUACACUUAAGUGUACCCAUGCAUACCAGGGGUAAAGGACAACGACAGUGUAGUGACAACUCGCUGUACUGUUUGCAGCAGUGAUUGCUCAAUUGCCCAUGGUGGGGUAAAUGAGUGUGAAAGAUAUGCUGAGGAGGGGUUAUUUUAACUAGCUGCUAUAAGAAGCUACUGUAUUGAUGUCUAGGCGAUGAAGCCAAACUCCCUGUAGACAUGUGUAAAGUAGUUAUUGAAUACAAAAAAAAUAAAUGACUCCAUCAGGUGGAAUAAUACAGUAGCAUAUGCUCAUAUAGUAUAAUAUAAUACGAAACGGUGUAAGUACAUAUUUUAAUGUCACAUUUUCUGCAUAUACCAGAAAAGCUGUUUGCAUUCGCGAGUGUAAACAGUGUGUGUAAAUAGUUGCAAUAUGUUGUUCAAUAAAUAGUUGUGUUCUGUCAUAAUUAAAGUGCGCGUGCGUGCGUGUGUAUGUGUGUGUGUGAGAGAGAGAGAGAGAGAGAGAGUGUGUGUGGGUUAGACGCAGUAGCAGGUGACGCCACCUCCGUGAAUUGAGUUUUUGCUGGUUGGGAUUUCUGUGAGCAAUGCUGGGGAAUAAAAAUCGGAAUUAAACGGUCAUAAAUAUGAAGGUCAUCAUGCAUGUGUGGAGGGUGAAGGUUUUGGUGGGUUUUGUGAUACUACUACUACUACUGGUAGCUGUUAUAUGUCUUCUUUAUACCCCAAGAGCUCCAACUGUGAUACACAGUCAAAAAAGUCUAGACUCCACCAUAAAGAAGCUUCUUGAACGUAAUGAACAGUUGAAGAACAGUGACAAACGUAUUCCCUACCACCUCAAACAAACUACAGCACGAAGAAAUGCAUGUGUUUGUGAAGGUGACACAUGGCAUCUUAAUGUGCCCUUUGGUGACCUGUUGUUUCCUCGGGUUGGUGCUGAGGAGUUGCACUCUGCAUUCAGAGCCUCAGAUCUGGAGGAAAUAAAGAAGCGCCGACAGCAUGAGUACAACAACUUCAUGAACAGAUCACAUACAGCAGCAAACCUUCUUAUCAUUGCUGAGGCAAACAUUCCUCUUCAGUACCCCACCCAGGGUGUAGACGUCCGGCCUAAAAUGUCUACUUUAAUUCCUGGGUUGGGUCUGAAAAUUAAGUCACGGACAGUCUAUUCAGUAAAUUUAAGUGCCAGCAUGGGCACGUUUGACGUAGCAGCCUUGUUGGAUGAGGUCAACAUAAGCGGGGAAGGAAAAAUGCACAUGACCCUCUCCAGCCCACUUCUAUCUGCACUUAACAGACAACUGCAGUUCAUCACUUAUACAAAUACAAUUUUUCAUCCCAAUACUGCAGACAUAGUGCAAUUCAGGACUGAUGGAUACCAAGCAGCCUUCACCAUUAAAAUACGACAUGCAAUCACUCCUAAACUAUAUGAUCCUGGACCUACUCGACCUAAAGGAGAAUACAAUAUAGGUGGACUUGUGACCAUUGCUACAAAAACAUUUCUGCGUUAUGACAAGCUUCAGGAUUUGAUUGAGAGCAUUCGACGGUUCUAUCCAACAGUCACGAUAGUCAUAGCUGAUGACAGCGAGCAUCCUAAGCCUGUAACUGGCCCUUACAUAGAGCACUACACCAUGCCUUUCAAAAAGGGUUGGUUUGCUGGGCGUAAUCUGGCUGUCUCUCAGGUGACGACUAAGUAUGUGCUAUGGGUGGAUGAUGACUUUAUCUUCACUUCUGACACAAAGUUGGAGAAAAUGGUGGAUGUGUUAGAGUGCACCAAUUUAGACCUGGUUGGAGGAGCAGUCAGGGAGGUGACAGGAUACACUGCCACCUACCGCCAUAUUAUUUCAACAGAACAAGGUGGAGAAGAUGGAGACUGUUUACACAUUAGAAGAGGCUUCUAUCAUGCUCUCGAGGGCUUUCCUAAUUGUGUGGUCACGGAUGGCGUCAUUAACUUUUUCAUGGCGCGUACCGACAAGGUGCGACAAGUUGGCUUUGACCCUCUCCUGGCACGGGUCGCACACAUGGAGUUUUUCAUCGAUGGCCUUGGUGUUCUCCAUGUGGGUUCUUGUGAUGAUGUUAUAAUCAACCAUGCAUCAAAGAUCAAAGGGAUGUUGCCAUGGGGACAAUCAGAAACUGAUGAGGCCUAUGCUAAGUUCCGUUAUGCCAACUACUCGAGCAACCAAAAUGCACUUUUUUACUUCAAGAACCACUUCAAAUGUCUAACUAGUAAUGGUUAACUGUGAUCCUAAACUGCACUAUUCAAUGUGCUAUGCCUAAAUUAGGCUUUCUCUUUAGACUUCCUUAAGACAUCACAUUAUGUGUAAAUUUGAGGACCAAACAUGACCAGGUGAGUAAAUAACUCCUACACCAUAUACUCUGGAAGGAAAGCAACAUUUGCAGGUUUCAAUUUUGAUGCGUCAUUAUGGACUCAUUUUUUUCUGUGGGAUGUUAAUUAUAGGGUAUCAAAAAGUCGACGUUCAACAGUUCGAAAGGUUUCCCUCAUGUGCUUACAUUUUUGGUCUUUUAUUAUCACUUUUAUAAAGAUGUUUAUGUUUAUAUUUCUGCCUCAAAGCUUCAGGGUCCUGUGUUGAGCUUAUAUGGCAGUAUCUGCAGUGUUUUGCAUGUUCUCCGUGUGUUUGUGCGAGUUUCCUCCGGCAUGUUCAAGAUCAUUCAUCAUUCAGCUAGGUGGAUUUGUUAUGCUAAAUUACACCAGGUGUGAAUGAGUGUUUGUGUGCAUGGUGCCAUGUAGUGGACUGGCAUCACAUCCAAGAUGAAUUCUCCUGGAUACCGGGUUAGGCUGCAAAUCCUCCGGCACCUUGACCAGGAUAACGCGACUUAACAUGAAUGAAUGAAUGUUAAUUCUUCCACUCCGUCCAGGAUGUCCCCCGCCUUGUGCCCAGAGUCCCCUGGGAUAGGCUCCAGGCUCCCUGCGACCCUGUAUAGGAUAAGUAGUCCAGAAAUGGAUGGAUGGAUGUUAGUUUUUAAAGAGCCAUUUUAUAUGUGGUGUAGUGAUGUUCAACAUCAGCCACUGGAUGACAGUAUUGCAUCAAGAUUUUUUUUUUUAAGUGAGUUUUGUUUGUGUAUCUUUAGUUGUUAUGGUUUGUAACGUAUACUUUAUCUGUUUAAUUUAAGAAACAUAUAUAAAUCUUUUAAACCCUU
This is a messenger RNA of Ictalurus furcatus (blue catfish), 3412 nucleotides long. Its product is annotated as beta-1,4 N-acetylgalactosaminyltransferase 1-like. The record is from RefSeq and is a predicted model, not a curated record. The transcript has 11 exons. Gene Ontology annotation, cellular component: Golgi membrane. The coding region runs from base 889 to 2490 and encodes 533 amino acids. Lineage: Eukaryota; Metazoa; Chordata; Actinopteri; Siluriformes; Ictaluridae. Gene Ontology annotation, molecular function: hexosyltransferase activity. Gene Ontology annotation, biological process: ganglioside biosynthetic process.